CGCUCCCAGCCCGGUCCGCCCCUUCCUGCCCCGCCGGCGGCCCCGGGGUGGGGCCGAGCCGCCGCCGCUCCUCCGCCCCGGCCUGGCCAUGCUGGACUUCGCCAUCUUCGCCGUCACUUUCCUGCUCAUCCUCGUGGGCGCCGUGCUCUACCUGUACCCGGCAUCUAGGCAAGCAUCAGGCAUCCCUGGGCUGGCUCCAACUGAUGAAAAGGAUGGCAACCUGCCAGAUAUCAUUGUCAGCAGCAGUUUACAUGAGUUUCUUGUGAACCUUCAUGAGAAAUAUGGGCCACUGGUCUCCUUCUGGUUUGGAAGACGUCUUGUUGUCAGCCUCGGCUCCAUUGAUCUCCUGAAACAACAUGUUAACCCCAACCGGUUGUUGGAUCCCUUUGAGACAAUGCUGAAAUCCCUCUUGAGGUACCAGUCCAGCCUGAAUGGGGAUACAGGAGAGAGCCACAUGAGAAGAAAACUGUAUGAGAACAGUGUGACCAAGUCCUUGCAAAGUAACUUUGCUCUCAUCCAGAAGCUGUCAGAAGAGCUGCUGGCCAAAUGGCUGUCUCUCCCUGAGGCACAACAUGUGCCACUCUGCCAGCACAUGCUGGGCUUUGCCAUGAAGUCUGUCACGCAGACAGCUAUGGGCAGCAGCUUUGAAGAUGACCGGGAAGUCAUCCGAUUCCGCAGGCACCAUGAUGCAAUCUGGUCAGAGAUUGGAAAAGGUUUUUUGGAUGGGUCUCUUGACAAAAACAUGACUAGGAAGAAGCACUACGAAAGCGCUCUGGUGGAGAUGGAAUCCAUCAUAAGGAAGGUUACAAAGGAGCGCCGAGGCAGAUCAUUCAACAGGCAUGUCUUUAUAGACACCUUGCUGCAGGGGAGCCUGAGUGACCAGCAGAUUCUGGAAGAUACAAUGAUUUUCUCUUUGGCAGGAUGUGUAAUCACUGCUAACUUGUGUACCUGGGCAGUCUAUUUCCUGACAACCUCAGAAGAUGUUCAGCAGAAUCUCUACAAGGAGAUGGACCGUGUUCUGGGAAAGGGACCAAUUACACAUGAGAAAGUUGAGCAGCUCAGGUACUGUCGGCGAGUGCUGUGUGAGACAGUGCGGACAGCAAAGCUCACUCCCAUUGCUGCACAGCUGCAGGAGCUGGAGGGCAGAGUCGACCAACAUACUGUCCCCAAAGAGACACUUGUGCUUUAUGCUCUUGGUGUGAUGCUGCAGGAUAGUUCAUCUUGGCCAUCACCAUACAAGUUUGACCCAGACAGAUUCAAUGAGGAAUUAGCCGUGAAAAACCUCUCCUUGCUGGGUUUCUCAGGAAGCCAGGAGUGCCCAGAGUUGAGGUUUGCCUAUAUGGUGGCCACAGUUCUGCUGAGUGUCCUGGUAAGGAAACUGUAUCUCCACCCAGUGAAAGGACAAGUCAUGGAGGCAAAAUAUGAACUGGUAACCUCACCAAAGGAGGAAGCCUGGAUAACGGUGUCUAAGAGAAGCUAAGAGCAAGCAAAACAAGGGGUUAAAAGUGCCAGCAGUGAAAUUCUGAGCAAGGGUCUUAAUGAGAAUCAUACUGGCACCAUGUUUACUCAGCCAAGGAAUUUUAUAUCCCAGUUUUUUUACCUUCCAUAUUCUUAACGUCAUGUCUAUCUUUGGUACUUUCUCUAAUUCAACUAGUAGUCAUAUUAAAGUAGAUUUAAUCUAUA
Messenger RNA from Oenanthe melanoleuca, 1683 nucleotides. RefSeq names its product cytochrome P450 20A1. Gene Ontology annotation, molecular function: iron ion binding; oxidoreductase activity, acting on paired donors, with incorporation or reduction of molecular oxygen; heme binding. Lineage: Eukaryota; Metazoa; Chordata; Aves; Passeriformes; Muscicapidae. Gene Ontology annotation, cellular component: membrane. The coding region runs from base 89 to 1480 and encodes 463 amino acids. The record is from RefSeq and is a predicted model, not a curated record. The transcript is spliced from 13 exons.